CUGGAGCGGGAUGGGUGCCGCGAAUCUGGUGGCUGUCUUCUGCUGGAGCGUUGCAGCGGACGCCACCAAGGCGAUCCCCGGCAAUCUGCUGGAGGCGGUGAAAAGGAAAGAUGCCAAAAGAACUCGUCAGCUUCUUGAGCUGGGCGCCGCUUUGGCGCCCCGAGACCAGUUGCUGCGCAGUCCCUUGCACCUGAGCGCUGCGGCAGGGGAGGAACAGCUCACACGUUUGCUGUUAGCUUUCCAUGCUGAUCCAGACGUGGUGGAUGCGCAGCAACGGACGCCGCUGCACCAGGCAGCUCUGCAAGGCCACAGCGCUGUUUGCUUAGCGCUGCUACAGAACGGCGCGUCCGCCAAGCUGCGCGAUGAAGAAGGUGACAGUCCUCUCCACCUUUCUGCGCGGCCGAAGUAUGCCGCGUUGGCGCUGGCCCGGCUUCUGGCGGACGCCAUGUCGCCCACGUCGCCCACGUCGCCCACGUGGCCGGCGAACGACCGCGGGGAGACGCCGCUGCACGCCAUGGCCUUGCGGGGCCGAGCCAAGGUGGUGAGGAUGUUGCUGGCUCAAAGAGCCGAUGCCAGCGUGAAGGACAACAGGGGUUGGACCGCCCUCUCCGCCGCUGCAGCGCGCGGCCACAGCGCAACGGCACGGGUCCUGCUGGACGCCUCGCCCGUCGGACCGUCGUCUGGUGCCAGUCCGCUGGCGCUGGCAGCCAAAGCUGGGCAUGCAGAGAUGGUCCAGUUUCUUCAGCUGAAAGGUCUUCGCCAGGAUCCCUUGGAGGGCUACAGCCCCUUGGAAUGGGCCACUCGCACGGGUCACCAUGCUGUGAUGGAGCUGCUGAGUGCGGAAGCCGAUGCAGCCGAUGCAGAGCAUUGCGUGUCGAGGCCUUUGGACGUGUUGAAAAAGGAGGACGCGCCUGUGCCGAUGUUCUCGCGGAGUUCGCGCGCGGGGUCGUGA
Molecule: messenger RNA, 952 nt
Organism: Cladocopium goreaui
Lineage: Eukaryota; Dinophyceae; Suessiales; Symbiodiniaceae
Source: the annotation of a GenBank genome assembly